Messenger RNA from Letharia lupina, 1131 nucleotides. RefSeq lists its product as uncharacterized. Lineage: Eukaryota; Fungi; Ascomycota; Lecanoromycetes; Lecanorales; Parmeliaceae. The transcript has 3 exons. The coding region runs from base 1 to 1131 and encodes 376 amino acids. Gene Ontology annotation, cellular component: mitochondrion. The record is from RefSeq and is a predicted model, not a curated record. Gene Ontology annotation, biological process: glycerophospholipid biosynthetic process.
AUGGCAAAUGAUCAGCCCAAAAUCCCCAGUUUUGCAUUCGCAUUUGACAUCGACGGUGUCCUCCUACGCUCCUCUCAACCCCUCCCUCGCGCCCACCGCGCCCUCUCCUAUCUCCAAACCCACCGCAUCCCCUUUGUUCUCCUCACCAAUGGCGGCGGCAAGUCAGAACAGGAGCGCGUGCAACAGAUAAGCCAGCUCCUCGAAGUGCCCCUCGAUACAUCAAUGUUCGUGCAGUCUCAUACGCCUUUCGCGGAACUGGCGAAUGGCCACGGCAAGGAGAACUUGAAGGAUAAAUGUAUACUUGUUGUGGGAGGAGAGGGCGAUAAAUGUAGGAGAGUUGCUGAAGGAUACGGCUUCAACAAUGUUAUCAUCCCUUCCGACAUCAUUACCGCUUAUCCCACCCUCUGGCCAUUCGUCUCGCUCGACAGCCACAGACCUUUUGCGAGGCCAUUGGCCCAGAGUGCCUACUCCAAUCAGCAGUCUUCAGGCCAUCCCACAGUGAAAGUCGACGCCGUAAUGGUGUUCAACGACCCUCGCGACUGGGCUCUCGAUAUCCAGCUAGUCCUCGACCUCCUCUUAUCCAUAGGUGGCCACUUGGGCACUCUCUCGACCAAAAACGGUGAUUCGAAUUUACCAAAUCGAGGCUACCAGCAAGAUGGACAACCCGAGCUGUACUUCUCCAACCCGGAUCUUUUUUGGGCAGCGGCAUACCAUCUCCCGCGUCUCGGCCAAGGCGGCUUCCAGGCUGCUCUGGAGGGCGUCUUCAACGCUGUUACCGGCGGCCCCGAGAACGGUGUGCAGUUGCACAAAAACUUAUUCGGGAAGCCCACGCAAGGGACGUUCGAAUUCGCGGAGAAUAGACUCCGACAGCACAGGACUGCCUUACCAGGAGGCGAUGCAGGCAAGUUGAGGAGCGUGUACAUGGUGGGGGACAAUCCCGAGAGCGACAUCAGAGGAGCCAACGAUUACAAAAGCCCCACGGGGAGCAAGUGGGACAGCAUCCUCGUCCGCAGCGGCGUCUACCGGGGCGGAAAGCCCGCACACGAACCCAAAGUCAUCGUGCAGGACGUGUGGGAUGCGGUCCGCUAUGGGCUGCGAAAGGAGGGUGUAGAUACCGACGAAAUGGGCUGA